ACCCUGAACAACAAGAGUGUCACUCAACAAUUAUCUGACAACGUCGCUCUUGUACACAUAUAUAAUUCUGCCAUGAUGGUGAAUGUUCAGGAUAUAUGUGAAAAUAUGAGGCUGGCACGGGAAAUGGCCCUCACCAGUCAGUAUGAGACUGCAGCGGUAUAUUACCAAGGAGUUGUACAGCAAAUUCACCGCCUUCUUGCUACGAUCCAAGAACCCAAUCGUAAAAUAAAAUGGCAGCAGGUCCAACAGCAAGUUGCAGCAGAAUAUGAGAAUCUAAAAGAACUUAUGAACUGCAUAUCCUUAUUCAAGUCUGACAAUCCCUCAGCUCUCUGUGACAGACCUUUGGGCACUUCGCUGAGAAUGUCAUCAUUUGAAGAGCCAACCAGAGACCCAGACGUAUGGGGUCCCCCACCUGCUCGUGAUCCUGAUGUAUGGCCGCCACCUACUCCAGCUGAUCACAACAGAGUCACUCAGGUAAAGCCGACACGAGGACCGAGGAGGCAGGACUCUAGCAAGAACACAGCAACUAGUCGCACAGGAAAGCCGGGAGCCAAGAAAGGUGCUGAAACCAAGACUGCGAGAGGAAGAGAUGACAAGUCAAGUGAUCGCAAAGCAAAGAAAGAUGCAGACAAAAAGGAAGACAAGGGUGAAAAAGGUGAUAGCCGUGCUGAAGAUGAAGAGGAAAAGAAGUUUGAUCCCAGUGGAUAUGACAGAGAUUUAGUAGAAAUGCUCGAACGUGAUAUUGUACAGAAGAAUCCAAGCAUUCGUUGGAGUGAUAUUGCAGACCUACAGGAAGCUAAAAGGCUCUUGGAAGAAGCAGUGGUUUUGCCAAUGUUGAUGCCAGACUACUUUAAGGGUAUUCGUCGGCCCUGGAAAGGAGUUUUAAUGGUGGGUCCACCAGGCACGGGCAAGACCAUGCUUGCCAAGGCCGUAGCAACCGAGUGCCGCACCACCUUUUUUAACGUCUCCUCUUCCACCCUCACUUCGAAAUACAGAGGAGAAUCGGAGAAGCUCGUUAGACUCUUGUUUGAAAUGGCCAGAUUUUAUGCGCCCAGCACAAUAUUUGUCGAUGAAAUCGAUUCUCUUUGUUCUCGAAGGGGUUCAGAAUCUGAACAUGAAGCCUCAAGACGAGUCAAAUCUGAACUGCUCAUGCAGAUGGAUGGAAUCCAGUCAACAGAUUCUGAUGAGCCAAAAGUGGUUAUGGUUUUAGCUGCCACAAACUUUCCUUGGGACAUAGAUGAAGCUCUCAGGAGGCGCUUGGAGAAGAGGAUUUACAUACCACUGCCCAAUGAGGAAGGAAGAGUAGCCCUGCUGACCAUCAACCUGCGGGAGGUGAAGCUUGACGAGACAGUCAAUUUAAGUGAAAUCGCUAUGAUGCUGUCUGGGUAUUCAGGAGCUGACAUUACAAAUGUUUGCAGGGAUGCUUCUAUGAUGUCAAUGCGAAGAAAAAUAGCAGGACUUACGCCUGAUGAAAUUCGUGCUCUGCCGAAGGAAGAGUUGGACCUACCAGUUUCACAAACCGAUUUCCAUGACGCUAUUCAAAAGUGCAACAAGUCUGUCUCUCAGGAUGACUUGGAGAAAUAUGAGAAUUGGAUGCGAGAGUUUGGAGCUUCAUAAAGUUCCUAGUAAUUCAUCUUUGUUAAUGUUUAGUUGUUACACGUUUUUGUUGUCCAUUGUAUCUUUUUUUUUUUUUUUUUUUUUUUUUUUUACCAUUUAUAAUAUACAUUUUAAAGGAGCAUGCUUGAUCUCCCUUAUAAUGUAAUUAAAGAAAUGUUUCUUUGUAAUAAAGGUAUUGUCAACUCACUUUUUUCCUUAUACAUUAACCCUUAAACUGUCCAAACGUAGAUCUAUGUAA
Cherax quadricarinatus is the source of this 1855-nucleotide messenger RNA. RefSeq names its product Katanin 60 (gene Kat60). Gene Ontology annotation, molecular function: ATP hydrolysis activity; microtubule severing ATPase activity; ATP binding. The record is from RefSeq and is a predicted model, not a curated record. Gene Ontology annotation, biological process: microtubule severing. Lineage: Eukaryota; Metazoa; Arthropoda; Malacostraca; Decapoda; Parastacidae. Gene Ontology annotation, cellular component: microtubule cytoskeleton.